AGAAAAGUUUCAGCUAUGUUUAUUUUUGGUCUACAGCAACAGAAGAACCUGGAGGGCUAUGUGGGUUUUGCAAAUCUACCCAACCAAGUUUACAGAAAAUCUGUGAAGAGAGGUUUCGAGUUCACGCUUAUGGUUGUGGGGGAAUCUGGGCUGGGGAAGUCGACGCUGAUCAACUCACUCUUUCUGACAGACCUGUAUUCCCCUGAAUAUCCGGGUCCUUCUCAUAGAAUCAAAAAAACAGUACAGGUGGAACAGUCAAAGGUCCUGGUAAAGGAAGGAGGAGUGCAUCUUCUGCUCACCAUUGUUGACACCCCUGGCUUUGGUGAUGCUGUUGACAACAGUAACUGCUGGCAGCCAGUCAUCGAUUACAUCGACAGUAAGUUUGAGGAUUACCUCAACGCAGAGUCACGGGUCAACAGACGGCAGAUGCCGGACAGCAGAGUGCAGUGCUGCCUGUAUUUCAUUGCUCCAUCAGGACAUGGACUGAAGCCCCUUGAUAUUGAAUUCAUGAAACGGUUACAUGAAAAAGUAAAUAUCAUCCCUCUUAUCGCAAAAGCUGACACGAUGACUCCUGAGGAGUGCCAGCAGUUCAAGAAACAGAUCAUGAAAGAAAUCCAGGAGCAUAAAAUCAAAAUUUACGAGUUCCCAGAGACAGAGGAUGAGGAGGAGAUGAAGAUGGUCAGGAAAAUCAAGGAUCGUUUACCCUUGGCUGUAGUCGGUAGUAACACCAUUAUCGAGGUCAACGGAAAGCGAGUUCGUGGGAGGCAGUACCCCUGGGGUGUGGCUGAAGUGGAAAAUGGAGAGCACUGUGAUUUUACAAUCCUCCGGAACAUGCUCAUCAGGACCCACAUGCAGGACCUAAAGGAUGUGACUAACAAUGUUCACUAUGAAAACUACCGCAGCAGGAAACUGGCUGCCGUCACCUACAACGGUGUGGACAACAAUAAGAACAAGGGACAGCUAACCAAACCUGACACGGCUGAAGGCAUGAGUCCUCUAGCCCAGAUGGAGGAGGAGCGACGGGAGCAUGUGACCAAGAUGAAGAAGAUGGAACAGGAAAUGGAACAAGUGUUUGAGAUGAAGGUCAAAGAGAAGCUCCAAAAGCUCAGAGACUCUGAGGUUGAGCUCCAGAGGCGUCACGAGCAAAUGAAGAAGAAUCUGGAGGCCCAGCACAAAGAGCUGGAGGAGAAGCGUCGCCAACAUGAAGAGGAGAAGGCCAGCUGGGAGGCCCAGCAGAGGAUUCUGGAACAGCAGAAACUAGACGCAUCCAGGACCUUGGAAAAGAACAAAAAGAAGAAGAUAUUUUAAGAGCUCUGGAGGAUCUUCCCGAUGUUGCAGUUGUAUUAUUAUUAUCUGCCAAUCUGCCAGCUUCGAUUGUCAGUACAUCUGUCGAUCAACUACAUCUGCAGUUCGACCAUAUUACUGUGUAAUAAUCAAGUGAAAGCCAGGGGGCAGCACUGUCUGGACUCUGAAUUUGACCUGCUUAAAGAACUGUUUUUAUCUCUCUAUUGAUUCAGUGUACUUUUGGGUCACUGCUCACAUAAGCAGAAUUUUCACACAGAAAGCUGGUAUUCUUCCUUCCUUUCUGGAUAAAAACAAGGACACAGUUCAGAGUCCAGUUGUUCUUUCCUCUCUUCUUCUUCUACAUUGGGAAUGUUGGAUGCUGCACUGUUCUGCAUCCUUUUAAUGCCAAAACAACCAAACAAAGAGGUCAGCCUUUCCCUCCUGCAUAUUUGCAGCCAGCGUCAGGCUGAAGCUCACCUCAGGCACUGUUUUUUUUAUAUAUAUAUAUAUAUAGAGAGAGAGAGAGAGAGAUUAAUAUCUCUCGGUUGGCUUAUUUAGGUAUCACAUUUAAUUUCCUCCCAAGACAUUACGCUCCUCCGAUUCCUCAAAUGUAAAUCAUAUAACCAUAAACUACAGUGUUUAAUUUCAGUUGUGUGUGACAUUUUCUUACUUUCUCUUUUGUAUUGGUCCUGGUAUAGGAAUUGUGUUCCAUUUUUUUUGUUUGAGUAUUAAAGCCGAUGUUUUCCAGCCCACCAAACAUGUAUUCCUGACUUCACUCAUGCUGAGUGUAACAAAUUAAAGAAACUGCUCAUGA
Molecule: messenger RNA, 2098 nt
Organism: Amphiprion ocellaris (clown anemonefish)
Lineage: Eukaryota; Metazoa; Chordata; Actinopteri; Pomacentridae
Gene: septin7a
Product: septin 7a
Exons: 13
Coding region: 16-1308 (430 amino acids)
Biological process (GO): cytoskeleton-dependent cytokinesis; cilium assembly
Cellular component (GO): microtubule cytoskeleton; septin ring; septin complex
Molecular function (GO): molecular adaptor activity; GTPase activity; GTP binding
Source: RefSeq, a predicted model, not a curated record